Balaenoptera musculus (blue whale) is the source of this 3100-nucleotide messenger RNA. It is a transcript of the gene PLEKHG6, whose product is annotated as pleckstrin homology and RhoGEF domain containing G6. NCBI's taxonomy places the organism in Eukaryota, Metazoa, Chordata, Mammalia, Artiodactyla, Balaenopteridae. The transcript is spliced from 18 exons. The coding region runs from base 428 to 2929 and encodes 833 amino acids. The record is from RefSeq and is a predicted model, not a curated record. Gene Ontology annotation, molecular function: GTPase activator activity; guanyl-nucleotide exchange factor activity.
UGUCCCGGCCCCGCGCUGUCCUGGUCCCGCGGGCCGCUCGGUCCCAGACCCGGCCGGGCCGCGAGGCGGGCAUCGCCGGGGGAGCAAUCGGCGACCGGGGGGCUGGCAGCGCGGGCAGCGGGCGCCGGGACACCUGCGGACACAGGCGCUGCCGCCCCAGACAGCGGGUCCUCUAUCCAGGUUUAGGCGGAGGGGAUGGAGCCCCGCGCGCGCGGCUCCCAGCCCCACAGAGGAGCUCCCAUUGGCUGGGGAAGACCAAAUAGAGCCUGCUCCCACUCGGCUCGUCUGUAAGGCCAGCGGCCGAUAGCUGUCUGUGGCCUGGAGGGUCCAGGGCAAGCUUUUCAGUAAAAGACCAGAUACCUCAGCGGGUCCCUUUCUCCUGAACAUUGGAGUUAUGACCCUUGGGAGGUGACCCAGGAGAGAAGGGAUGCACGCCUUUGGUCCUCCCAAUGGGGGUAGCCUCCAAGGACUGGUGGCCUCCCGCAUUGAGACCUAUGGGGGCCGGCUUCGGGCCUCCACCCUGAGUACUCCUGGCAGUCUCUAUCCCCGAGGAGGCCCCGUGCUGGCCUUGGACUGCUCUAUUCUUAGCCCACACCCCUGCCUUCUUUCGUGGGUUGUGAGGGAGAGGACGGCCGUGCUGGGCCAGGCUCCCGGGACUCCACACCCAUCCCAGACAGACGGGGCAGGAUCCCAGUCGCCGACGCCUCCAAGGCUAUGUCCCCUUUACCAAGGGUUCUGGCCCGGCCCGAGGCCUGUCUCCCCUGAGGCUGCGAGAACCAGAUCCCGAGAAGAGGCAUGGAGGCCCCUUUGGGGCUGGGACACCUCACUUCCCCAAACUCAAGUCACCAGAGCCCACGAGCUGGAGGUGAGGCUGCACACGUUCAGCAUGUUCGGGAUGCCCCGCCUGCCCCCAGAGGACCGGCGGCACUGGGAGAUCGGAGAGGACAGUGACAGCAGCCUGGCCAUUGAGAAGUCCUGGAAGGAGCUGGUGCCUGGGCACAAGGAGAUGAGCCGGGAGCUCUGCCACCAGCAGGAAGCGCUGUGGGAGCUCCUGACCACGGAGCUCAUCUACGUGCGGAAGCUCAAGAUCAUGACAGAUCUCCUAGCCGCCGGUUUGCUGAACUUGCAACGAGUGGGUCUGCUGACGGAAGUGUCAGCUGAGACCCUGUUUGGAAAUGUCCCCAGCCUGAUCCGAGCCCACCGGAGCUUUUGGGAAGAGGUGCUGGGGCCCACCCUGGAGGAGACGCGAGCCUCGGGCCAGCCUCUGGACCCUGUCAGCCUGCAAAACGGCUUCCUGUCGUUCAGCCAGCGCUUCCAGCCCUACAUCCUGUACUGCCUGCGAGUGAAGCAGACCAUGGCCUACGCCUGGGAGCAGCAGGACAGCAGCCCUCUCUUCCACACCUUCGUGCAGUGGUGUGAGAAGCACAAGCGCUCAGGGAGGCAGACGCUGGGGGACCUCCUCAUCAAGCCCCACCAGCGCAUCACCAAGUACCCACUGCUGCUCCAGGCUGUGCGCAAGAGGAGCCCCGAGGCCCGCGCCCGGGAGGCCCUGACCGCCAUGAUCGCAGCGGUGGAGUCGUUCCUCCGACACAUCAACAAGCGGGUGCGCCAGGGCGAAGAGCAGGAGAGCUUGGUGGCUGCCGCCCGGCGCAUCGGGCCCUACGAGGUCCUGGAGCCGCCCAGCGAGGAGGUGGAGAAGAACCUGCGUCCGUUCUCCACGCUGGACCUGAUGGCCCCCAUGCUGGGGGUUGCUUCUGAGCACACCAGGCAGCUGCUGCUUGAGGGGCCUGUGCGCAUGAAGGAGGGACGAGAAGGGAAGCUGGAUGUGUACCUGUUCCUCUUCUCUGAUGUGCUCUUGGUGACCAAGACCCUUCGCAGGGCAGACAAAGCCAAGGUUAUCCGCCCGCCCCUCAUGCUGGAGAAGCUUGUGUGCCGACCGCUCCGAGAUCCAAGCAGCUUCCUGCUUAUCCACCUCACCGAAUUCCAGUGCGUCUCCAGCGCCCUCACUGUGCACUGUCCCAGAGCUACAGACCGUGCCCUAUGGCUGGAGAAGACCCAGCAGGCCCAGGUCGCCCUGCAAAAGCUGAAGGCAGAGGAGUGCAUCCAACAGAAGAGGGAGCUCCUGGCCCUCUAUCAGGACCGGGACAGGGAGUCCCCAGGCCCCAGGCCCUCCACGCCUUCCACGGAAGGCUCUGAGAGCAGCACAGAGGGAAGUAACUGUAGGACUCCUGAGUCCUCGACCGUCAUCCCCCAGCUGGUGGUGACAGAAGACACAGAUGAAGAUGCUCCCUCGGUACCAGAUGAUACCUCGGACUCUGGCUAUGGCACUCUGGUCCCAGGCUCCCCCAAGGCGUCCCACUUCCCGCCAAACCGUCUACGCUCCAGGGCCUUUCGGCGGGACCCUCGCCUCACCUUCUCCACCCUGGACCUCCGAGAUGUUCCUUUGCAUCCCCUGCCUCCUGACCCCCAAGCUCCCCAACGCCGAAGCACCCCUGAACUGCCAGAGGAAAGUGUCCAGAAAGGAGGCAGCCUUCCCAGGGGAGACCCACCGACCUCGUCUGAGGAAGAAGACGGGACCUCGGUUGGAGAGAAUGUGGUAGUGGAAAACUUACAUAGGGCCCGACUUCGGGGGCAGCUCUCCCCCUCCCCGACCCACACUGACUCUGCUGGGGAAAGCCCCUGGGACUCCUCAGGGGACGAGGAAGAAGAGGAGCCCUUCCUGGGACCCGGCUACAGCCCCUCCCCUCACCCGCUCCGGGCCGAGGACAUGCUCCGAGAGAUCCGGGAGGAACUGGCCAGCCAAAGAAUUGAGAGCGUCCCUGAGCCUGGGGACAGCAGACCUCGGAAGCUGACUCGGGUCCAACUGCAGAGGAUGCGGGGGCUUCACGUCGUACACCUGGACACGCCCCUGUCCACAUCAGAGGUGUGAGGGAAUACCUCCCUAAGAGUGCUGGUCACCACCUCCACCCCUGGAUUCUACCUCAAGGACACUUCCCCAGGCACCCUGCCCUUCCUUCUCUGAGGACUUUGGGGAUUAAGAGCUGUACAUUGAUGUGUCACAGACACACCAGAGUCCCACAUAAAGUUGUGCAUAACUAUG